GUUGGAUUGUCUCGUAUGGUAUCUUAGAAUGGAAGAUCACUGCAAGAUUUGUUUAGUGUAGUACAUAUCGGACCGUACAUAUCAAUGGUACAAAUCUUAUUCCUCAUCACCAUUUGGAUAACUUAUUGGAUUUCAGGAAUGGCUUGCGGCCGUUGGAUGAAUCUCGGAUUAGUUAGCAUCCUUGUAUAUUUUAGCAUAAUUUCUAACUUUGGAGUCGAAGGUAGCUUGGAAGACAUCCCGAUUAUAAAAAAACUUCUUAAACGUCGUAACUCCACCCGAGGAAACGACGAGCCCAUACAGAAGUAUAAUAGUUCUUCAGAUUGUACUUCGGUUACCCAGUAUUUAGUUAACGCAGAUGAUCCAUGUAGUUAUUACCGAUGUAGCAGAGCGACAUUGAAAUUUGAAGAGAUGGAGUGUCCAGACGGACGAUCAACCACAUCAAGGGAUCGCAAACGAGCCAAGAAGGGGAAAAUACUUGAGACAUUCCCGUGUGCAGCAAAAGCUAGAACAUGUAGAGUGAAGCUUAGCAAAGAACAAGAAAAUACGAUUCUAAGCGUGCCCAAGGUUCCCCGUUGCGGUCUUGAUAUCAUGAUUGCUGUUGAUAUUAGUUGCUCUAUUGCACCACUAGACAAAAUUAAAGUGAAGAGCUUUAUACAACGGAUGGCAGCCUCGCUUCCAAUCGGAAGGGCUAAAACCCAGUUAGGAGUAGUAUCCUUUGAUGCAAAUGUUCACCAUGUAUUGUGGCUGAACAGUGCAAUACGGAGUAUUAAAGCAGUUCAGGCAAUACAUAGAAUGAAGCUAGAACAGACGAAUCGAAGACUCCAAUGUGGAACGGCAACCUAUGAUGCUUUAAAUGCAAUACGAAACGAAUAUUUCACUUACGAAAUGGGUGACCGUCCGACUAAGCCAAAUGCUGUUGUGAUCAUUACAGAUGGAAAAACAGUACCAGUAGACCGAGCCAAUGAUACAAUUAACGCCGCAAAGGCACUUUUGGGUGAUGGUGCGCUCGUAUUCGUUGUUGCACUACCAAAUCAAAGAUCAAUUACAAUGGGACUGGGCAAAUUCAUUGGCUGGGCUGAAUGGCUACAAAUGACUACGAAGAAAAACAUAUUUACUGCAGAAGAUUUCGAUUUGCUUGAAUCACAAGUCACAAAUCUCACACAAAGUUUUUGCGAAUAACAAGACUGUGAUCAUUUCCGGACGAAUACUGCACACUUUCCACGAGCAACAAGCCGAAAUCAACGUAAAAUUGUUGAACCACAGUAUGAUGACACAUGGUGAUUACAUAGAGGAACUCUAUCAAACACUCAAUCACAACUUAACUUAUUCGUAUAUCCAUCAGAGCCUCAUUGUAUAAUACUAUAAGUUAUUAACGUUUUUAUCGUGUGAUCC
Molecule: messenger RNA, 1392 nt
Organism: Owenia fusiformis
Lineage: Eukaryota; Metazoa; Annelida; Polychaeta; Sabellida; Oweniidae
Source: the annotation of a GenBank genome assembly